GAGCGCAGCGCAGCGCAGGGAGAGGAAAGGAGGGGAGGGGAAGGGAGGCGGGGCCGGGCGGGGGGGUGGCCGUAGGUGAAGGUUGUUGCAGUGGGUUCAUUAAAAGACAGAGUUCAACUCCUCGCGACUGUAGAGCGCUGCUGGGAGGCGGGUUUGGUGGCUUGCAAAGAAAAAAAAAAAAGAAAAAAAAAAGAAAAUUGGAGAGAGAAAAACUGAAUAUAUUAAAAAAAUAAAUAAAAGGGAGGAAAAAGAAAAAAGAAGCAGAAAGGCGAAGGGGAGUGGAAGAAGAGAGGGCAGGCUCUGCACCCCGAAGCCCAGCGAGCAGGAAGGAUGAUAAACGCGGUGGCCGUUGGGUUGGUGGCCCUCUGCUUCCAGGCCGCUGUCUCGCAAACUACAAAUCUGAACCUUCCUCCUGAAGAUCUUGAUUCAUCUGGUGAUGACGAUGAUGCUUUCUCAGGCUCAGGUGCAGGUCCCCUGACAGACCAGUCUCUCACUUGGAAUAUCCAGGCAGAACCAACUAAUUUCUCAUUACUGGCAAUACCAAAGGAUUUCAAUGAACAGCUGUUCCCUGGGAUUGAGAGCCGAACUGAAAAGGAAGUAAUGUCUCCAUCUGCAACUAGUAGUGUAGUGACAGAGGAGCCAGUUGUAGCUGUGAAGGACGGAAUACCCAACCUGGACUCACCUGCUGAGAAACCAACAGAUGACACUGUUAUAACAACAAUGAGAAGCCUCACUACUCACUUUCCUUUGGUGGUUCAUGUAACUCCUUCAGAAGCCUCAAGCACAGUCAGUGCCUUGGAACCUAAUACCCCUGGCUCUGAUGUGCUGGAUACUAAAGAUGUGCUUGAGCCCCACUCCCCCAUCCAUCAUGAGGGAGACUUUACUGCUGCCCCCACAACAAUGGCUCCUGAGGAUGCAGUUCUUAUACAUGAGGAGGUUUCUGAAGAUGGCUCUGGAGAUCCGGGAGAUUUCAUCUUGAUUAAAGAUGAGGAUUUGGUUCCCACCCAGAACUCUGAAGUGCUGGCUGACUCUGGGAGGAAUGCCAAAGCAGCAGGAGCCUCAGGAAUAAUGGACAGAAAAGAAGUUCUUGGAGGUGUUAUUGCUGGAGGAGUAGUAGGCCUGGCGUUUGCAGUGUUUCUAGUUGUAUUUAUGCUGUACAGAAUGAAGAAGAAAGACGAAGGGAGCUAUUCACUGGAUGAACCAAAACAGUCUAAUGGGGGAUACCAAAAACCACACAAACAAGAAGAAUUCUAUGCAUAAACACUAAGCUUUGGGACACUUCUAAUUUCAUCUUUCUUGGACUCUUCUCUCCCUGCACGUGGACCUCCUUGUGCGCUUGCAUUAAACUUAAGCCAUAUGAUCGUUGGGUAUUGCCCUUACCACCUUGCCACUGGAAAUUUUUUAACUACAAAGUAGAUCCAGAUACACUGAACAUCCCCUGCUUUCUUGCACAACUUUUUGUUUUAUUUUGGUUUUUUGUUUUUAAACAGAAGUGGGACUGCAAGCUCCUCAACUUGUGUUGGUUUAUCUAAAGACUGGUGGGGCAGGCGGUGGGAAGAAGAUAAGGGAGCACUGUAUGUAUAAACCUCAUGUUGUUUAGGGAAAGGGCUGACAAAUAAAUCAUUAACAGUGCUCAAAUUCCAUAUAGCAGGGAUCCUUCCUAUUUAACUCAUAGAUGUGUUUUAAGUGUAACAAAUCUCUGCUCUAGGCCGAAGUUUGGUACACUGCAAUUCUCUAGCUCUUUCUGGCUGCCAUAUUUGGAGCACUUAAUGGCUAUAAACAUCAAGCCAAACAUGAUUUCCAGUGAAAGGAAGUGUGAGAGGCAGGUUUAAAAUAACUUAUAGUUUGGAAAGAUCACAUAUUAUCCCAUACUCAGAACUAGCUCCUAAACAGUUGAUUCAGGUUUUUUUGUUUUGUAUUAGUACUUGCAAGACCCCAAAACUAAGUGGAGAAUGCAUUUUACCAAUAGCAUUGGACUAUCCUUCUCCCCUCUUGCUCCUUCUAGGCUUAAAUAAGAAAUGGAUUUUUUUUCUAAACAGUCCCAUCCCAAACAUUCCCUCUUAGAUGCUAAAUCUAGCCUUAGCUGUUGUGCUGUAGAUCCUAUUAUCCCGUGCUACUGUGUAGCUUCCAGGUAACUGAUGGCUUGUUCUAGCACCUACCUCUCUGUGCACUGUUUACAGUGGUUGCUUCAGAAUGUGGUCUGCCAUCUAUACUACACAAUACCUUGGCACAUAGGGGUAAAAGGUAGAAAACAGCAUAUCAUGACUUUGCAGCUAAGGAGUAGGGAGGCAUAGCAUCUAAGACAAGUUUGAUGAAGGCUGAGCGUAGAUGGCCAACUUCUGCAUCUCCAGAAUGCCCCUCUUCAGUUGUUCCUGCACUUUGGAGAGAAGCAGCUCUAGGGAUCUCAGACUAGAAAGGGCUGAGAAGCACCUCUGGAGGAAAACCCGUCAGCCUGAAGCUGUUCAUGGUCAAUGUAUUGUCAGAUGCAAGGCACUAAAGCCUCACUGAGGAUUUGCAGUUCUCCAGAGUAUCUCUAAAUCAGUUAGGAGAAAAGUGUGGUGUUCUGUACAGGCCUUACUUCUGCUCUGCCUUCAGUUAGCUUCUUGCAAGCUCAGUUCCUCAUUGCUCGGAGCAGAAAGCUUGGGGGGCUGGAGGAGCAUUGACAACUGAUAGAAAUAUUUGUACCCUUGAGCCAGAGGGAACGAUUGGAGAAUAUUGCAACCGUUGGUACAAAUGUUGCACAUUAACAGUAGAACUUAAAUAUCUGAGUAAUUUAAAUGAAGUAUAAAAUGCUCUUGAGCUGCUACGCAGCUAAAAUUGGUGCCUUCUCUACAAACCCAAGGGGAAAAAACACUUUUUUGAUUCAAAACUCUUCUUUAUGCUCAAGAAAAACUUGUGCAUACAUGUAGCUGGCUAUUUUUAAGUAAAACUGCAAAGUCCAUUAUGUCUUUUUUUUUUUUAACUGAAUGAAUUUUUAUAGGUUAAUGCAACAACCAGAUGGUGUUAAUUUCAGCUGUAAUUCUUUGCUUUGUAUAGGAAUGUAGAAACAUUGUUUGAUAGGUCUAUCUAUGAAAAGAUUCUUGUAAAGCACAGGAAGAUAAAGUGAUGAACUUCAGUUGUACCUCACAACCUUGCUAGGGGGAAAGAAAAAAAAAACCUGUAUAUUUUGGUAGUCUAAACUGACAGUUUGUGAAACAAACAUGACAUUGUGUUAUUUAAGUGGUACAAAUGAAAUAGGAGUCAACCAAAUGUUGCAACUUCUGUUAAUCUGUAUGCCCUGUAAAGGUAUACUGCAAUAAAUGACAUUUUGGCGAGAA
Dromaius novaehollandiae (emu) is the source of this 3317-nucleotide messenger RNA. RefSeq names its product syndecan 1 (gene SDC1). The transcript is spliced from 5 exons. NCBI's taxonomy places the organism in Eukaryota, Metazoa, Chordata, Aves, Casuariiformes, Dromaiidae. Gene Ontology annotation, biological process: cell migration. Bases 331 to 1260 code for a protein of 309 amino acids. The record is from RefSeq and is a predicted model, not a curated record. Gene Ontology annotation, cellular component: cell surface; membrane.